Messenger RNA from Caenorhabditis sp. 36 PRJEB53466, 1274 nucleotides. The record is from the annotation of a GenBank genome assembly. Lineage: Eukaryota; Metazoa; Nematoda; Chromadorea; Rhabditida; Rhabditidae.
AUGCUCUUCGAAGCCGUCGUCGGCCUGGCCUCGGCCUUUGUUCUCACUUAUAUCGGGUAAGCAUCUUUUCCGAAAUCUCUUCGACUUCUUCAUCGAUUUCUUCUUUCUUCGUCAUCAUGUUUCUCCCAGCAAAUAUAAGAGACAUCUGACUGAAAACAACAUAAACGCUUUCAGAAUGACAGUUGUUGCGCCGGCUGAAGUGACCGAUGAAGAGGCGGAGGACAUCACUACGAACAAAGGUACGAAGACGUCAAAAGAUGGAGGCAAUGGCUUCUUCCUUUUCAGAAGAGUCAAAGAAGACGGGCAACGAAGCUGCGAUCAAGUCCGUGGUGUCCGGCUCGAAAACCCUCGUGGUUCUGUUCGGAUGGGCGGGAUGUAAAGACAGAUACCUGUCCAAGUAUGCACAGUACUAUCAGGAUUCAGGGUAAGAAAUAAAGUCACUUUAUUUCUCACUUUCCACUUUUUUUCCAGAAUCUCGACGGUCCGUUUCACUCCUCCGAUCUCACGCAUUCGCAGUUUCUCCUCGUACCGCCCGUUCGCCCGAUGCUUCCAUCGCGUGCUCGUCGAUUUUCUCAAAGAGCAAGAAGUCACGGCCAUUUAUUUCCACGUCUUCUCAAUGAACGGCUGCUCAUUGCUCGCCGCUUAUUGGGAUCAGAUGAAAGAACUCGAGAGUGGGGAGCUGAUCGAAUCGAAGGCGAAGGGACUCAUCUUCGACAGCUGCCCUGCGUUCACUUCUCCUGCUCAGAGUGCUCAGGCAGUUUCUUUUGCCACGUUGCCACCAAGUCACUAUCACGGAGCACUCAGAAAAUCGUACCGGGCGGUGCUUUACACCUUCUUCUCGUUCCAUCGAGGAGUUAUAUGGCUGAGAUCUUUCCUGGAGAAAGAUAUCUACGAGAAGCACUACGCCUACUUCAAAAUGAUCACCUUCGAGAACCUGCCGAACAAGCAGCUGUACAUCUACGGGCCUGCCGACAUGGUUAGUCCACGAAUACUGUCAAAUAUCAGAACGUUCCCUCAUUCUCUUGCAGGUUUGCUCAGAAGAAUCCAUUGAAGGCUACGCCCGUCUGAUGGAGCAACGGGGCGUUUCCAUCUCGAAGCUGCGGCUGCUCGACUCCCUUCACUGCCAACACCUCCGUUCUCAUCCAGUCACCUACACUCAGGAAUGCCUCGAUUUCGUGAAGUCGGGUCAUUUGCCGGCGAACCGAAGCCGUGUCGCCCUGGAAAAUGAAGGAAAAACGGAACAAACUGACGUUCCGGAAGAGCUUGCCUACUAA